GCGACUGACCUUCAGUGACUGAGAAGCUUCCGGGUGGGGCUGGGGGGUGGUGAGGGAGAUGUUUCCAUCAGGACAUCGCUGAAACACAGGCUGGGAUCAGAACUUUCUCAUGGUCCUGGGGAUUCAAAAACUGGAAUCUGGGGAGAGGAAAGCAAACGACCCUCUAGCAGCCAAGACUGCCCAGGAGUCCUGACCCACUGCCUCGCCUCCGUGGGUCUCCAGGGCAGUCCCGCUCUUGGUGCUGCCUGGACACGAGGUACCCCCAGUGGUUCCAUCCACGUCUCUUCCUGCUGCCCCUGAGAGAGCCCAAGCCCCUCUCGCGACCUGUGACGGCCCUGCGAGGAACUGUCAUGCUGACGGAAGAAAUGAAGGUCUGGCACGGAAUAGUGAUCGCAGUGGUGUCUCUGGUACUGCAGGCCUGCCUCCUCGCAGCCGUCAACUACCUGCUCAGCAGGCACAUGGCCAAGGAGAAUGAGCGGAUACUGAAAAGGGCCAAGCACAAGGUCCCCAGGCCCAGCCCUGCCCACUGCUGCCCGCCUGCUGCCAAGAAGACGAAGGAGCCUAGGGCAGAGAGAAGCACACCCGUGCCUAAGCCCCGUUACCCACAUGACAGUGACACGUCCUCAGACAGCUCCAACAGCUCAGACAGCUCACCUCCCACCCACCAGGCCACCAAGGAUGUGAACUACACACAAGUGGACUUUUCAGCUCCUGGAAGACGAAGAAAUGACUCUGUCCUGGACUAUGAGAACAUAAAGGAAGCCACAGAUUAUGUCAAUGUCAAACCAAAAAGCCACAAGCCCGGUUUCUGGACUUUUGUGAACACUGGUGUCUUUGAGCCAGUGGAAUACAGCCAAGUGGCCAUGUGAAUUCUAGGCUUUUUAAUGGGGCGUAGUUCCUUAUGCAUUCUUGCACUUAUUUUGUAGGCGGACUAGUGUUUGGUUAUUUUUUUUGACAAGGAAAUAGGAGAAAAAGUAUGCCUGUAUGUCAGCAAGGAAUAUUCGGAUUAGGAAGAACUUCCAGGUUAAGUAUGAAAACACUGGCGCAUAUCAGUAGAGAAAGUGAUGAAGUCUCUCUCCAUAAAAAAAAUUUUAAAGAUUUUAAUCAACUGUAGUAGAGUUCUGUUUGACAGUCUUAUGAUUAAAUGCCUCUCUGAGCUAUUUAAUUAUAGGUAAUAAACAACUUCCUUAAAAUUUUUAAAUAAAACAGCAACUACAGGUUCCUCUUUUCCUCUGGCUUAACCUUGCAUCCUGUUCCUUUAUCAGUAUUGUAUCUUGCUGAGUAAUCCUGCUCUGCCCUCAGAAUGUUAAAUAAUGCAUUUGGAAAGCUCACCGUUACUUAACCUUUGAAUCUGCUGUUCUUAGGAAAGAAAGAUGACAGAGUAGUAAAUGCCAACUAGCAUCACAAUCUGUUAUUCCAAAAAAACUUUCCAAAUUCAAUCCAAUAAAAAUCAAUAUCCAUUC
Orcinus orca (killer whale) is the source of this 1463-nucleotide messenger RNA. RefSeq names its product regulator of hemoglobinization and erythroid cell expansion (gene RHEX). Gene Ontology annotation, cellular component: plasma membrane. Lineage: Eukaryota; Metazoa; Chordata; Mammalia; Artiodactyla; Delphinidae. The coding region runs from base 351 to 869 and encodes 172 amino acids. The transcript has 6 exons. The record is from RefSeq and is a predicted model, not a curated record.